AUGGAGCGACUAGAUAUUGCAAUCAUUGGAGCAGGAUGGUAUGGUCUUGCCAUGGGAAAGACAUACUUGGAAGCCAGUCCAGAUGCUAACAUGGUAAUCUUCGAUGGGGCAGCAUCCAUUGGAGGAACUUGGGCAAAAGAGAGACUCUAUCCGGGCCUCAAAACAAACAAUCUUCUCGGGAAGUACGAGUUCUCAGAUUUUCCCAUGACCCCUGAGCGGUUUGACGCGGCAUCACUCAUGAUGAGGCAUGAUGCUCCACAUGCAACAGGGAUUAAUGGCUGGAGUAGAAGCUUCCUCUAUGAAGGAAAGAGUCUGCUCAGCGAUGAUCCCAGUGUCAAAAGCAAGCGUCUAAGCACCACCAGCAUUGGGAACAAGCCUGAGGGUCGGUAUGGCUAUGCUGGGUAUGCUGUUCUUGCAGGGUGUAUGACGUCGAUACCCAAGUUCUCGGAGCUCCAUUGGAAUAUGGAAGACAUGCUCGGCUAUUCAUCGACACAGAAUAUUCGUUCUGGAGUUGCUGAAAGGACAUACUAUAAGUAUGAUCGAUCUGGUAAUCGAGUACGCAAGGUCACUGAGUCUGCGGCUAAAAUUGGUGAAGAUCCACGGAAUCUGAAGGACACGCUAUUCCUUGAAAGCAUCGAGCUACAAACUCAAAUUGAUGGGCCUGACAAUUGGAUUGCAAAUGUCAUUGGAAUUGAGGUCCUAGCUAUGAUUGAAACCAGUAAUCAUCGGCUCCAGCCUCUGGUGCGAUUCCAGACAGGAACAGAUAUGGAACUUGAUGGUGAAGGUCUGGUUGUAUCAUAUGAAGAAUACUCAACUUUCGGCAAUGCGUUAUACUCCUUCAUGUACGGCCAGGUGGAGGCUCCCAGAAAAUAUCGAUUCGCAGGAUACGAACACGAUCGCGAGACCGGACUAUACCAUUGCGGCCUGAGAUACUAUUGCCUAUGGAUCGCUUGCUGGACAUCGCCCGAUCCUCUUGGUGAAAUCGAUGGUCCAAACCUUUAUGAAUACUGCAAGAGUGAUCCUAUCAACUUCGUUGUCGAUACAGGGAUGUCGAAAAUAUUGAAAAGUGCUUGGGGCUAUUGCCGUAAUCACUUAAGCCUUGCACAGAUAGCCUCUUUCCAGUAUCGAAGCCGCAAAAGUCCCCAGGAAAAGAAAGAGACCUCAAAUCGUGAUUCUGAACAAGUACGUUUGUUUUCUCACUUCUACAACUCUGGGUAUAGAACAGCGCAGCAAAAUAUGAAAUCUGCGGCAAAGAAAAAAGAGGACAGGGGAGACCAGCACCAUGUAUACCCGCAGUCCUAUCGACAUUUACACCUAGCAGCCGAUAUCGAUCCUGAUGCCUUUACGAUCCGUAUGGUGAGGAGCCUUCACCAAGUAAUUGGGACAGCUCAUGAUCGCUUGUGGUCGCCGUACUACGCCAAGGUACUGGGUUUGGAGGAGAAAAUUAAAAACAAAGCAAAUUUACGUCAGUUCGAGGCAGAUCUCAGAGACCCAGACUCAGACCACGCCAAGAAACUCACUGAGAUAUUCCAGAAGGAUCCAGAGCAUUAG
This is a messenger RNA of Fusarium fujikuroi IMI 58289, 1551 nucleotides long. Its product is annotated as related to 65 kDa virulence protein. The transcript is spliced from 3 exons. The record is from RefSeq and is a predicted model, not a curated record. Bases 1 to 1551 code for a protein of 516 amino acids. NCBI's taxonomy places the organism in Eukaryota, Fungi, Ascomycota, Sordariomycetes, Hypocreales, Nectriaceae.